ACCAAACCCUACAAAGUAUUAAGAGAUCCAAUCGGCUUCAACAUUUACGUAGAAAUAUAAACAUUUUUUAUUUAAAUUUAGAAGCAUAAGCAAUAAGCCAAUCAACAAGUAGCUUAAAAUUAAAAGACUUAAACAAAUUUAGAAUGUCUUGUACAGUAUCAGAACUGCCGUCAGGAUGUCGUUUGCGCGGCAUGAGCUCAUCGUCACAGCAACAACAACACAAUACCAGCAAUACUGGCAGCAGUGGUGGCAAUGGAUCUGGUGGUGGCGGAGGUGGUGUUGGAGUCGGUAUAGUUAGUAGUAGUGGAGGAAAUGGUCGAAGUAGUGGUGUUGUAGAUGUUACAAAUACGGGAGGUAUUCAUAUAGGAGGCAUGUUAACUUCAACAAGUGCAAUGGGAACAACGACAAAUAGUGGUUUAACAGAUGCGACAAAUCCACUUCAACGUCAACAACAACAAUCACAAAAACCAUGUUGUUUUUGUUGGUGUUGCUGCUGUUCGUGUUCGUGGGCAAAAUGUUUGGCAUUGAAAAACGCAGAAGACAAUGCACCAACAAAACGUGAUCCGGCUAGUUCUGAUUUAUUAUUAGAGGGAGAACAGCCUUCACUGGAAGAAAUACGUAGUUGGGGACACAGUUUUGAUAAACUAAUGAAAAGUCAAAGUGGUCGAAAAGUAUUUCGUGAUUUUCUACGCAGUGAGUUUAGUGAAGAGAACAUACUGUUCUGGUUGGCCUGUGAAGAUCUGAAAAAGGAAAUCAAUGCAGAAGCAAUUGAGGAAAAGGCUCGACUCAUCUAUGAAGAUUAUAUAUCAAUAUUGUCGCCCCGCGAAGUAUCACUAGAUGCAAGAGUACGAGAAGUAGUCAAUCGCAAUAUGGUUGAACCGACAUCACAUACAUUUGACGAGGCUCAAAUACAAAUAUACACACUAAUGCUCAGAGACUCAUAUCCCAGAUUCAUAAAUUCCCAAAAGUAUAAAACACUCGCUCAACUGCAAGAUGGCAUGUCCGCAUCGGGCUCCACAGCAGACAGUCCUACUUAAAUGUUGCUGAAGAAAUAACAAAACCAGAACAGAAACACUAAAAAAAAACAUGGGAAUCAAUGUCACUAUACAACACAAACUGAUGAUCCAUAAGGUUGUUGCUGCUUACAAACUAGAAAAUUAUAAAUUUCCUACACCAAACACCCCCUACUCCCGCGCAAACAUAAAAGAUCAGAAUUUGCAAAUGAAAAACUACAAAACAAAAAACAAAAAACUAUUUUGCAAGCACUUUGCCUUGAUCAGAAUGGAGUAAAACU
This is a messenger RNA of Lucilia cuprina (Australian sheep blowfly), 1294 nucleotides long. It is a transcript of the gene Dhit, whose product is annotated as regulator of G-protein signaling 17. The transcript has 6 exons. Lineage: Eukaryota; Metazoa; Arthropoda; Insecta; Diptera; Calliphoridae. The record is from RefSeq and is a predicted model, not a curated record. The coding region runs from base 144 to 1037 and encodes 297 amino acids.